Messenger RNA from Notechis scutatus (mainland tiger snake), 1934 nucleotides. Lineage: Eukaryota; Metazoa; Chordata; Lepidosauria; Squamata; Elapidae. The record is from RefSeq and is a predicted model, not a curated record.
CCUGGGCCUCUUUUCCACCUCACCCCUGUGCAGGUGCCCCCAAAGAUGAGCUGAAGGUUUCUUCCGGCAUCGGGGAAGAGGUGGGGUCCCCUGAAGCCGACGUCGAGGGGCUGCGCCGACGGAAAGGCCGGGUCGACGUCCAGCAGGUGGGGCCGGAGCUGACCCAUGACCAAGCUAAGGAAGCUCCAGAGGACGAGGACGAUGGGCUUUCCAGGGUGAAGUGGCUGCUGGCCGUUUUAGCUGUUGUGGGUUUUGGAGUCUUGGCCACGUUGGGGGUCUUCCUUGACAACGAGGACGGGGGCUUUGACAUGCUGAACCUGGGGCUGAGUCCUGACAGAGAAGAGCCAUAUCCUGCCAAUGGUGGACAGGACUGGUCACCCUCUCUGGGCUCAACGAAAGAUGCUCCACUCCACGCAGGCAGAGAAAACCUUUCCGAGGAUCCGAAGAGCUUGGAUGCCAUGGGAGUCUUGCUGGACAAAUUAGCCAAGGAAAAUCAAGAUAUCCGACUGAUGCAGGCUGAGCUUCAGGCCCAGAAAGAAGAACUGGAGACUUUGCUGCAGAGAUCCCGAGACAAGAAUUUGGCCGUCGAUUCCCUGCAGCAGAAUUUGGCUGCAGAAAACCAACGUUUGGCAGAGACCUUGAAGAAGGAGACGGCCGCCCUCUCGGCCGCCCAGGGCGAACUCCAGCUUCUCCGGGAAAAGGUCCGCAGGCUGGACACGCCGGGCGAUGCCAAAUCCCGCCAGCCUCCCGCCGGAGAAGACCCCGUCUCUCGCCGCCCGCCGGGUAAACUCGAUUUUCAAGAGAAGGAGCUCCGUCAUCUACGUUCCUUGCUGGUUUCCGUCCGUCAGGAUUUGGGAAAGCUGGUGCAAAAAGCUCCCCUGGAGGAAUUGAAAAACCUGGAGCAGAGGCUGGGCAAGGAGCUAGACCUCAGGGAGGCCGGGAAAGAGAGCGGCAAAGCGACGAAGCAGGGCAAAGCGAAACCGUGGCAGAAGAAACACCAAGGGGAGGAGAGAUUUCGGCACCAGGACGCCGGGGAGCCCAAAGUGGCCAACCAAAAGGGACCCCACCCUGCUAAGAAACACCAAACGAAGCCCCCCAAAGGAGGGGACCCCCAGCGGGGACCCCGCAAAGCCCGAAAACCCCAGGAAUUGUGGGCGGCGCUGGCCAAGCAUCCUUUCCCCGCCCCGCAAGGCUGUUCUGGGGUCACCGAAUGCGCCCACCAGGAGGGUUUCUUGGCCCCCAUUCAGAAGGCCCCCUUCCUCAAACUGGUCCAGAGUUACCUCUCCGGAUUGGGCUGGGGUAGAUAUUCCGGCGAGCUGUUCCCAGUGCUGGAAGGUUUUUUCGAUGGCGACGGGCUCUUCGCUCACGAGCGGCUCGGCUUCGCGGACUUUUUGGACAAAACCGAAGACGCCCUGGAAGAGCUGGCCCGCCAUUUGGGGGUGAGCGAAGACGGGGUGGACGAUUUCGAAGACGACAUCCUGAAGCAGCUGGGGGUGGCCCCCAGGCGCAGAUCCACUCGGGGAGACGUCGCCAAAGAGCGGAGCCAUCCUAAGAAUCGGGCGUAUGGUUAAGCCCUUCUUUUCGACCGGCGUGGCGAGGGUCGCGUGGACUUUGGUGGAAGCCUCAAGGGAAGAACCUCCUUAAUUUCCUUGCCCGUUUUUUUUUUUUGGGGGGGGGGGGGGGCUAUUUCCCCCCUACCCUCUCUUCAAACUUUAUAUCCCAUCUUAUACAUCCAGUGAAUUUAUUAGCUGAUGCCUCAGAGCUCUCCUUUCCUCGAUCCAUGUUUUGGGUGUUAAAUAUUGUCCCCUUUGACCCUGAUUUCCCCCCCCACACACACACACACACACUUCCUGGGUGUAAAGUAAUUCAUAUCCUCUAAUGGGACACCUCCAUAGCCCAGAGUCAUCCAUCAUAUUCUCCAAUUAGAAUUUAGC